Messenger RNA from Amblyraja radiata (thorny skate), 2885 nucleotides. Its product is annotated as PDZ and LIM domain protein 5. Gene Ontology annotation, molecular function: actin binding; muscle alpha-actinin binding. NCBI's taxonomy places the organism in Eukaryota, Metazoa, Chordata, Chondrichthyes, Rajiformes, Rajidae. The transcript has 14 exons. Gene Ontology annotation, cellular component: filamentous actin; Z disc; adherens junction. The record is from RefSeq and is a predicted model, not a curated record. The coding region runs from base 406 to 2265 and encodes 619 amino acids. Gene Ontology annotation, biological process: muscle structure development; actin cytoskeleton organization; heart development.
CUCUUUGCUCAGCGAAAGAGUUGGAUGUGACGGAAGUGCUGAGAUAAGGGCAGCGCUUCAGCGAGCGGAGACUGGUGGAGCCCGGCCCGGCGAACGCAGCCAUCGGAUAGAACCUUGCCCCGUUCUCCGAGUUGCAACACGGAGUUCCAAUAGAACGUUACCCGGUCCCGUGAUUUGCAACACAGCGUUCCAAUCGAGCGUUGUCCGGUCCCCUGAUUUGCAACACGGCGUUCCGAUCGAACCUUGCCCCGGUCUCCGAGUUACAACACGGCGUUCCAAUAGAAGGUUGCCUGGGUUCCCGAUUUGCAACACCGAGUUCCAUUAGAACCUUACAUCGGAUCGCACGCCAGAGAGUUGGUUGAUUGAGUCCCCGGAGAGAGAGUGUGUGAGAGAGAACGCCUGAGGAUGAGCAACUACACGGUCUCUCUGCUUGGCCCCGCUCCAUGGGGAUUCAGGCUUCAAGGAGGCAAGGACUUCAACAUGCCCUUGACCAUCUCCAGGCUGUCGGAAGGCGGGAAGGCGGCACUGGCUGGCAUCGAGGUGGGCGACGUGGUUCUGUCCAUCGACGAGGCCAGCACUGACGGGAUGGCCCACCUGGCGGCGCAGAACAAGAUCAAGGCUUGCACCGGGUCCAUGAAACUCAGUCUGCAGAGGGCCUCGCCGGCUGCAAAAUCCGCGGGGACAACUGUGCAAAAGGAUGAGUCCAGAGAACACGCUAUCCCCGUUGCAUCCAUCACUCCCAUGAUUCCCAAGGCCCCUCCUGCGGCCGGCACUGCCUACAAUAAGACAGCUCGGCCUUUCGGUGCCACAUCCUCACCCAGGCUCUCGCCUGCCCCCCUCGUCCCUGCUUCAUCACCCCUCACUCAGCUGCCAGCUCCAUCACCGGCAUUGAUGCCCCAGCACCCAGCUGCCUCCCCGCCGCCGAUACUGGCACCUCCACUGCACGUGCAUGCCGGCGCCAACGUUGGCACCGCUGGGCGUUCACUGCCGGUCAACGCCGCCAAGCCGCUGGUAACCCCGCCCGUUAACCCCUCGCGGCAGCCCAAGGUGUACAACACGCCCAUUAAUCUCUACUCCUCUGACAAUGCCCACGAGGUGGCAGAGGGACAGAAGCGAGGACUGAGAGAGGGGCAGACUGACGGCAAGCAGCAGAACGGGACACACCUAUCAAAAUGGUCUCCCAGGCGAAUGGUGACCAGUGCCUUUGCUGAUGUCCAACAUCAUCAUCUUAGCGAUCAGAGCAAGAAGCGUUUAAUGCAAGACACGGAGGACUGGCAGCCCAAGACAGGCACAGCUCAGUCACGUUCCUUCUCCAUCCUGGCUCAGAUGACGGGCACCGAGCAUUCGGAAACAUCAGGGAGUGAGGCGAGCAAGAAGACAAGCGGCGAGCUGUCGGAGGUUCUGAAACCCUGUGCGCCGGCCACGGUCUCGGUCAAGCCCAUGUCGAAGUCCAGCGGAGUGUGCCGCACAUCCCCAGCCUCGGCCAUACCCAGCUCCACCUACAAGCCCAGCAGCCUCCCCGGCACUGCCAAAACAACUGCCUGGCAGCCCACAAACUCGGCAGUAAACAGUUUCUCCAAGACUGCCUUGCCUACUGCACACGUUUCUCCUGCCAACUCUACAUCCAACUCGAAGGUGUCCAGCCCUGCGAUGUACAAGUCCCCACUGCAAGACGAUGACACUUUGGUCCAGAUGGCUGAGCAUAUCCCAGCGGGGAACAGGGCCCCCAUGUGUGGCCACUGCAACAUGGUUAUCAGAGGCCCGUUUCUGGUGGCCAUGGGCCGCUCGUGGCACCCGGAAGAGUUUACUUGUGCCUACUGCAACCUCUCGCUGGCUGACAUUGGGUUUGUGGAAGAGAAUGGAGCGGUCUACUGUGAGAAGUGCUAUGAGCAGUUCUUUGCCCCCGAAUGUGGCCGGUGUCAAAGGAAGAUCCUGGGGGAAAUCAUCAAUGCCUUGAAGCAGGCUUGGCACGUCAACUGCUUUGUGUGUGUGGCUUGCAAGCAUCCCAUUCGUAACAAUGUCUUCCACAUGGAGGAUGGGGACCCUUACUGCGAGAAAGAUUACUACAAUUUAUUUGGCACUAGUUGCCAAGGCUGCGACUUCCCUAUCGAGGCUGGAGACAAGUUCCUGCAAGCCUUGGGCCACACCUGGCAUGACACCUGCUUUGUCUGCUCUGUCUGCUGUGCAAAUUUAGAAGGUCAAACCUUCUUCUCGAAAAAGGAGAAGUUAUUGUGCAAGAAACACGCUCACACUGUGAACAUCUAAACUCGACGAGCCGCCAUGAAGCGGUGGAGUAAAGAGAACAUUUGGAAGAGUUGAAGACAAACAAAUAAUUUGUUUAACUUUUCUUCUUGUAUAAGACAGCCAACCCAUGAUUAGUUAUUGGGUUUGAUGGGGGGGAAAAAAGAAUUUGUAUAAGGUGUCUGAAUAUCGUUUGGUUUGGGACUCUACUUAGAUCCUUUGCUAAAAAUAUCUAGUGGUGUGGUCACAUUUCAGAAAGACAUUGGAAUACACUUACCUGGAAUCUUUUAUUGGGAAUCUUUUAGUGACUUGUUGCAGAACAGCAUCUUUAAAGGAGCAAGGUUUCUUAAAAGGCACAGCACUCAAAAAACUCAUUCCCUGCUUGCUCGAAUGAUGUAGUAAUUUAGGUAGCGUGAUCACACUAUACUUCUGAUUGACAAUUAACAUCUGUGUAAAUGUAAAAUGUCUCUAAAUGCCAAUUGUAGUCAUAGAAACAUACAGCGUGGAAACAGGCCCUUCGGCCUAACUUGCCUACUUUUGUAGAUUCAUAACUGAAACUAUCUCUUUUGCUUUUUUAAAUAACAUCUCCACAUUUACAUUUCUUAACUUAAUUGAGUUUUUUCCAUAAGAAAUGUUAGUUCCAA